This is a messenger RNA of Cornus florida, 2234 nucleotides long. Its product is annotated as probable E3 ubiquitin-protein ligase BAH1-like 1. Gene Ontology annotation, molecular function: metal ion binding. The transcript is spliced from 6 exons. Lineage: Eukaryota; Viridiplantae; Streptophyta; Magnoliopsida; Cornales; Cornaceae. Bases 781 to 1725 code for a protein of 314 amino acids. The record is from RefSeq and is a predicted model, not a curated record.
UACCUACCAAAUGUAUAAUGUCUAUAUAUAUAUAUAUAUAUAUAAUUAAAAAAAUGGAAGCUUAUUUAAAAUGGAAGAUUGUUUAAAUUAUGAUCACUAAUUGAAGUGUACAAAUUCUAAGUAUUGAUUUAGGUACUUCAAAUGUAUGUUGUUCACUUGUUGGGCUUGGCCCUUGUUGCCACUGGGCUUGUAUUGUGACCCAAUUGGGAUGUUUGGCCUAAGGCCUACCUUUUGUAAUUAUCCUUUAUUUAUUUCAGUUGCUUAAAAAAAAAAAAAAGGGUCUAAAUAUUUCUAUUCUUAUUUAUUUCCCGCGGACUAUAGUAACAAAGUAUACGUGGUCCACUGUAAAAUGAGUCAAAAACUUGACAUUCUAAAAUGUGUAUUUGGCUGAUUUAAUUACUAACAAAUUAAGCUCAUGGAGUUCAAUUCCUCGGAACUACUACAAAUCUAAAAUUAAUCCUUUUAACACAUGAGUUCAGCAGACAACUUUCCAUUAACAAAAAUUGGUCCAACACGCUUGGAGAUGUUUUUUAUUGUUUGGUUCCGUAUAUAUAUGAUAUACAUAUUACUAGGUCUACAAGCAAGUCGGCUAGUUGUCUGUUGUCACCCAUAUUAAGAACGGUUUUAUCUCCAAUUAGCCGUCAUCUCUCUCUCACUAUAUAUAUAUAUAAAGUCAAAAGUGAUUGGAGCUUUAUACUUCAAUUUGAGAAAAAAGAGAGUGAAAACAUAGUCAAUUGUGAGGAUUGUUUGUGGAAUUGUUUGUGCUUGAUAGGUGGAAAGAUGAAAUUUGGAAAGAAAUACCAGUUAGAGAGGCAGGGACAAGAUGAGAAGAAAUUGGCUGGGAUAGGACAUAAGGAGCUCAAGAAGAUUUUGAAGAAUUGUAGGAGAUACCCUCACUUCCCCGACCAUGGUGGGGUCUCCACUUGCCCAGUUUGCGAUGGGGUUUUUUUCCAGACCCUUCUCAAGGAGAUGUCUGCAGUAGUCAGAUGCUUUAACAAGCGCGCGAAGAAAUUGAUUGAGAGGCAUCACUCUUCAGGUUUCCAUAAGUACUUCAUUAGUUUUAAAGACAAGCUGCAGGGUAACCACAUUGACUUAAUUCAAGAAGGCAAGGACCUGAUUACUUAUGCAUUGAUCAACACCGUGGCAAUGAGAAAAUUACUUAAGAAAUAUGAUAAGAUUCAUUUCUCUAAAAAAGGCCAAGCAUUCAAGUCACAAGCGCAAAGUAUGCAUAUUGAAAUCCUGCAGUCCCCAUGGCUAUACGAGCUUAUGGCUUUUCAUGUUAAUUCGAGGCGGAUUGAGGCCAAUACAAGGAAUGUCCCCGUGUUGUUCGAGGGAUGCUCUGUCAUAUGCAAACCAUCACUCUCUUGUCAUCUCUUUGAUUCCCUCAAGUUUGGCAUUGACCUGACUUGCUCCAUAUGUUUGGAAACAGUGUUUGAUGCAGUAUCUCUCACUUGUGGUCAUAUCUUCUGUCACAUGUGUGCUUGCAAGGCUGCAUCAGUAACCAUUGUUGAUGGAAUGAAGGCAGCAGAUCCCAAGGAAAAAUGCCCUCUCUGCCGAGAAGAAGGAGUUUAUGAAGGUGCUGUCCACUUGGAAGAGCUCAACAUCCUGUUAAGUAGAAGUUGUCCUGAAUAUUGGGAUGAGCGGCUUCAAAUGGAGAGAGUAGAGCGAGUUCGGCAGGCAAAGGAGCAUUGGGAGUCCCAGUGCCGAGCAUUCAUGGGUGUCUAACUAAAUAGGCAAAAUACUGAUCGAGGACUAGUCUUGUCAACACUCUCCAUCUUCUUCACUCUCUGUCUCACUGUCACUACUACAAAGCAAGGCUAUGAGUAGAGACAUCCUAAUAAGUGAGUCUCGUUCGAAUGAAGUUUUAAGAAGAACAGCGAAUGCAGUGGUGAAGCUGGAUGAGAAGAAGAAAAUCAUGGACUGAGAAUUCAAAGGAAGUUUAAUAGCAACAUUGAAUGGAGUCAGUGUAACUAGAUAUUUGCGUAAGAGCUUUAAAAACAUUCACGACUUUUCCAAUAUCACUUCAUGUUAAAUUAAUCCAUAUAUUUACCUUUCUUUCUAUCCUCUACUGUUGUUGAGGAUCAGUUUUCAUCCAUUAGAUUAGUAUUCACAUCAGAGGUGGUGUAUUUUAGUAUUGAUGAUAUAGACAUACUCCUGCAUAUUUAAGGUAAAUAUGUGUAUUUGUGGCAUUAGUUCAAUCAGUUUGGAGUCAAUUAACUUGGAGUAGAAUUGAU